AUGAGAGAGGACACCUCAGAGGUGGUCUGGGAUCUGUGGGAGGUGACGGACAGAGAAGGUGCUGAUCAGUUCAGGCUGCGUCUGUAUGGAGAGAGCUAUGCAGUUGACAUAUAUAAUGCAGCAGGAGCAGCAACAGGUAGUGAGGUCACCACCUUUGAGAACCUGGAGAAGCUUUUUGAUGGGGCAUGGCACAAGCUUGCUCUGCGUGCCAGGAGACACCGUAUUACUUUGUAUGUUGAUUGCCAGCAAGUGGGCACAGCCCCUGUCACUCAUGAUGGAGCAAUCAGAACAGAUGGAGAUAGUGUUUUGGCCAGGAGAAUAAAGGAUGAUGUUACUCCGCUGGUUGAUGUGCAGCAACUUCAGCUUUACACAGACCAUAACCAGGCAGUGGAUGAAACUUGUUGUGAAGUACCUGGAGUGGAAGAUGACCGGUGUUCUAGUUCAGGACUUAUGGAAACUAGAAAGGAUUGCAACGGCCAGCCUGGAGAACUGGGUUAUGCUGGCCUUCCUGGUCCAAAGGGUGAAAGAGGUGAUCAGGGCUUCCCAGGAUUUCAAGGAAGUCAGGGUGAUCCAGGACCACCAGUUUCCGAAGGAUCCUCUGGAUAUUCAGGAGCUAUGGGUUCCCUUGGUGAAACAGGUGAACUUAGCCCCCCGGGGAGAAAGGGUGAACCUGGUUUGCCUGGACCUCAGGGUGAAUCUGGAAUAGAAGGAGAAAUUGGGGAUGCUGGUGGGAGUGGUGAGGAUGGUGGCUCUGGUGAUCCAGGAGAGACGGGUUCCCAAGGAAGACCAGGAAAACAAGGACCUCAGGGGCCUGUGGGACACAAGGGCUUUGCUGGUGCCAAAGGAAACAAAGGAGAUAUCGGAGAACAAGGAUAUAGGGGUUAUCCAGGAGCCCCAGGAGAGACUGGAGAAGAUGGGCCAAAGGGCAAUGAAGGAUCUCCAGGAAUACCAGGCAGUGAUGGCAUUCCAGGAAUGGAUGGUCCUCUAGGAAUACCAGGAUUAGAAGGCAAGCCUGGACUCAUGGGACCAAAGGGAGAUAAAGGCAAGCGAGGUCCAAGAGGCCCACCUGGAAGGCCAGGUUCCAUGGGCACCAAAGGUGAAAUGGGGGAUCCUGGCCUACCAGGUAACCCUGGCCCUACGGGAAUAAAAGGCCACAAGGGGGCUCAAGGUGAGACUGGAGGUGACGGCCCAAAGGGUGAUGUGGGAAGAAAAGGAAGCCGUGGGGAUGCUGGACCCCAGGGGGAUGAUGGAGACCGAGGAGACAAAGGACAACAAGGAGAACGUGGCUUUCCUGGCCCUGCUGGUCCAAAGGGACAAAGAGGUGUCCCUGGAUUACCUGGUCCAAGAGGCUUCACUGGCCCCACUGGAGAGGAUGGAGCAACUGGGCCCCCUGGAUCUCCAGGGUCUUGGGGACCUGAAGGUCCAGGGCUGCCUGAGGAGCAGGUAUAUGAACUGUGUCGUAAUGUGGUCAUAGCUCAGAUAGCCCAAUAUGCAUCUGCGAUCAGAUACAAAUGUGCCAGCGCCUGUCCUACUGCUAACAUGACACUAAUUGGCCCCCCAGGGCCUCGUGGAAUGGCAGGACCACCAGGGAAAAAGGGAAAAACAGGUCUUGAUGGAUUUAAAGGUGAGCCUGGUCCAAGAGGACCUAUUGGAUUUCCUGGAGCUAAUGGAGCAGCUGGGGAACCAGGAGACAGAGGCCAAAAAGGUGAGAGAGGAGAUUCAGGCAUGGGACUCCCUGGCCCAGAUGGACCUCAAGGCUUUAGAGGAUUCCCUGGACAUCCUGCUGUUGCCAAAGAUGGCCAGCCAGGCACAGCAGGUCCCCCUGGAUACAGUGGUCCUCCAGGUCAGCCAGGAUUUCCUGGCCCUUCGGGUGUCCCUGGACUAUGUGAAGCAACAGACUGCAGGAUCUAUGCUACUAACCUACUGUCAGAACAGGGAUUAGUAAAGGGGCCAUCUGUUUAAUUAUAAAAUAAUAACGAUGCCAGCAUAGAUGUGGAAAAAUAUCUUGAUGGCAUGCACUUCCUGUUGGAAUAACGCCAUCACCUGAUUCUUCAUUGGUGACCUAGUAAUGUUAUACUUGGCUAAUGGGACACUGAUAGGCAUUAGACUGUAGCGAUAUUUUAAAAAGGCUUAUAUUAGAAAUGAAAGUGAUUCCCCAUAAUUGCUCCCCCACAAUUUAAAUCCAUAAUUUAAAUCUCAUAGCAUUACCAAGUAAAAGAUCUCUUGGAUUUAUUGUUAAUUUGUAAGCUACUGUCUGUGUCUGUGUAAAAGGUUACAGGCUAAACUCCAACUGGAGCCAAAGAUGUGAAAGUCCAUUUGUGAUGCAUGGCUAGAAAGGGUUAAACACCUUGCAAAAUAAACCCUCAAAAGACAUGGGGGGGGGAAUGUUUGUAUUUUUGUGUAUUUACAUAUGUAUGAGUAGGGUCGACAAUGUAAUCAACAGUCCCUGUCUAUGCUGUAUUCUGAUAAUUCAGAGGUAAAAAAAAAAUCCCAUCCUUUAAAUGAAUUGUACACACGGAAUAUCUCGGUAUUCAUGUCUCUUUGAAAUUUACGGUGAAUGGUGGAGGAAAAAGCAAAUAGCUUUAUGUUAAUUCCAUAGCUAAGUACCGGUGAUGGACCUCCUUCAAAGUCUUCCUAAUUACUUUUUGUUCCCUGAAGGAAUCCCAACUUGUCAAAAAGGAUAUGAGAGUCUAUAAAAGAUCCUUGGGUUCUGAUUUCGUCAUCUCAGAUUUGCUUAAGCUUUAUCAGGGGAAGUUUAAGUCGCAAGAUUGAGGUGCCAGUUAUGCUGGCAUGCCCUGAAUGUGAUAUUUGGACAUUGGACUAUAAACUAUGAACUAUUUCUGAAAGAACUCUUUGCAACCACACAGCUCACCAUCUCUGCUACAAAUCUGCAUCUAAAUGAAUUGAACUCAGGUCUGUAUGUCGAUUGAUCUUUUAACCAU
This is a messenger RNA of Mauremys mutica (yellowpond turtle), 2942 nucleotides long. Its product is annotated as collagen alpha-1(XXII) chain-like. The coding region runs from base 1 to 1962 and encodes 653 amino acids. The record is from RefSeq and is a predicted model, not a curated record. Lineage: Eukaryota; Metazoa; Chordata; Testudines; Geoemydidae. The transcript has 24 exons.